AUGGGCACCGGAGCAGCCUGUGCAGACAGGACAGAGGGAAGUGAGCCAGCUCCUGCUGCCCUGGAGCCAUCCCCUUCCCCAGGCCCCGCCAGCCCCCUUGCCUUCAUCUGGUGGGGUGCCAGGCGGCGCAGGGUUCUCGGCACCCCCAGCACCUUCCUGGGAGGAACAGGCAGUUCUGGACCGGGCUGGGGGACAGGAGCCACCUUAUCCGGCGGGUGGGGGCCGGAGGCGGCCCAAAGACUGUUGGCCAGGCAGGGGCAUCGUGACACCCAGCUCUUCCUCUGCUCCCUCUUCGCCCCCGUCUGCCUCGACCGGCCCGUCUACCCCUGCCGCUCCCUCUGCGAGGUGGUGCGCGACUCCUGCGCCCCCGUCAUGGAGUCCUACGGCUUCCCCUGGCCCGAGAUGCUGCACUGUGGCAAGUUCCCCUCCGACCACGAGCUCUGCAUCGCCGUCCAGUUCGGGAACAGCAAGGCCACCCCACCGCCAGUGUCCAAGAUCUGCACCCAGUGCGAGAUGGAGCACAAGGCGGAUGGCAUGAUGGAGCAGAUGUGCUCCAGUGACUUCGUGGUGAAGAUGCGCAUCAAGGAGAUAACGGAGGAGAACGGGGAGCGGCGGCUGGUGGCCGCCCAGAAGAAGAAGGUGCUGAAGCUGGGCCCGCUCAAGCGCAAGGACACCAAGAAGAUGGUGCUGCACAUGAGGAAUGCGGGUGCCUGCCCCUGCCCCCAGCUCGACAGCCUCAGCGGCAGCUUCCUGGUGAUGGGCCGCAAGGUGGGCGGCCGCCUGCUCCUCCUUGCUGUCUACCCCUGGCAGAAGCACAACAAGGAGAUGAAGUUCGCCGUCAAGUUCAUGUUCUCUUACCCCUGCCCCCUCUACCACCCCCUGCUCUAUGGGGCUGGGCAGCACUAG
Molecule: messenger RNA, 906 nt
Organism: Egretta garzetta (little egret)
Lineage: Eukaryota; Metazoa; Chordata; Aves; Pelecaniformes; Ardeidae
Gene: SFRP5
Product: secreted frizzled related protein 5
Exons: 7
Coding region: 1-906 (301 amino acids)
Biological process (GO): non-canonical Wnt signaling pathway; canonical Wnt signaling pathway; negative regulation of canonical Wnt signaling pathway
Molecular function (GO): Wnt-protein binding
Source: RefSeq, a predicted model, not a curated record